CUCUUGUUUAGUAAGGUCAAUUUUUAUCGCAGGAUUGGUUUUGCAGCGUGGUCAAUUGAUCUUCGCAAGUCACUUGGUCGUCCAUUCAGAGCAUUAAAUAAUGCCGAAGUCACUAGUUCUUCCGGCGGUGAGCCUGUUGGCGUUAAUCGCCCUCUUGGCGUUGGCUGACGUUCCGGUUAGCAGCAGUGCGAUGCCCACAGAAGCUGGCAGAUCGACAAACUCUUCUGUACCUCACUCAAGUCAUGGUAUGGAAACCCAUUCAACUGAAGCCCCCCAGUCAGAGCACGCGACUACGGAACCCGAAACGGAAGCUCCUUCGGCUGCUAAAAUGAAAGGAAUGAAAAACGAGGGUUCAAAUUCUCGAGGUAUUCUUGCUAACUUGACAGUUGCAGAAAUUGUGCAUCAAUUCAGAGUGGAAGAUUUCCGUAAAAUCUUCACGUACCAGCCUGCACCAGAGUUAAGCGUACCACAAAACGAAUCUAUAGCUUUCCUGUCUGGAGUUUUGAAAGCUGUUAAUGCCAACUUGGAUUCAAUGAUGGUAGAAACGGCGAAACACGUCGCGGAGUCGUUGGUUCAGGUCGUAACCGCUGAAACUGGAAAUGAAGACGAGCCCGAUUUCAUAAACCAGCUCAUCAACGAGAAUAUGAAAACGCUCGUGUCAUCUCUGAAGGAUUAUCCUUUCCUGAAAGAAGGCAUAUACCUCUGGCUUACAUCGGAAGAUGACACCAACGACACCUCCUCUGGUUCGGGACUUUCUCCCUCUGGCAGAUCAUUUCCUUUCAAAAAGCCCGAUCCCGUGCCUAAGUUCUUCUGCCCCGAUCGGAUAACUGAACUCGUCAACUGUUGGUCGUACGAUAUUUUGGAUAUGAUCGCCGACAGGGCCAAGGAUUAUUUAAGCCCUUUCCGUUGGUAGCCACUAUAAUUAUUACGUUAAUGUAGGUUCAGUAGAGGAAUUUUCAUCGGUAUAGUUUUAAUCUAAAGGGUGUUGAAAUGAAUAGUGUCUGGAAACUGCUCGAGGUUAAAUGUAAAAUAAUUUAAUAAAAUAGGUUCUAA
Molecule: messenger RNA, 1053 nt
Organism: Hyalella azteca
Lineage: Eukaryota; Metazoa; Arthropoda; Malacostraca; Amphipoda; Hyalellidae
Exons: 4
Coding region: 101-913 (270 amino acids)
Source: RefSeq, a predicted model, not a curated record